UAAUCCUUUGGAUUCAAAGCUUACAAAGACCAAGAAAACCAAUCCAUUUGUUCAAGUAUAUGAACUUAUUUCCAGGCUAGAAAGAAGAUCACACAGCCAACAAGAAUGGCAGAAGUGAAGCUCCUAGGAGCUUGGCCUAGCGUUUACUGCUACAGAGUUAUAUGGGCUCUGAAACUCAAGGGUGUGAAAUAUGAAUAUGUAGAAGAAGAUCUUUCCCACAAGAGUGAUCUUCUUUUGAAGUAUAACCCAGUUCAUAAGACGAUCCCAGUGCUUGUUCAUGGUGGAAAUCCAAUUUCUGAGUCAACUGUUAUUCUUGAGUACAUUGAUGAGGUUUGGCCACAUAAUCCCUUGCUGAAAGAUGACCCUUAUGAGAAGGCCAUGGCUCGGUUUUGGACAAAGUUUGAAGAGGAAAAGUCCCCCCAUUUUUUCAGUUUCUUUCAUGCUGUGGGAGAAGAGCAAGAGAAGGCAACAAAAGAAGCCAAAGAGCUGUUGAGAAUAAUAGAAGAUAAUGGCCUUGGGGGGAAGAAAUUUUUUGGAGGCAAUGAGAUUGGAUUGGCAGACCUUGCCUUUGGAUGGUUAUCUGGCUGGCUUGAAGUUAUGGAAGAAGCAGUUGGUGUAAGACUGCUGGAAGCUGACAGCUUCCCACGCCUACAUGCUUGGAGUAAAAACUUCAAGGAAGUCCCUGUGAUCAAAGAGAACCUUCCUGUUGGCAAUGAAAUGUUGGCACAUUUCAAACAUCUAAGGGAGAUGUUUAUUGCAUCAACAUCAUAGAUCUUAGCUUUGGAAUUUUCCAUGUAGGCCUUGUUCUUUAUUUCCAUUGUUGGGAUUUUUUUGUUUUUUUGUUUUUUUUUUUUUUUUACGAGGAGCCCUUUCAAGGUAGGGUUCCUUUGGGACCCAUCAUUGUCAGAUAAACUCUGAAUACAUGACCUCGCUUGCAAAAACCAUGUGUCUGGUAAUUAAAGAGACUCAAAUAACCGAUCUCGUGGUAUUACACUCCAAACGAGCGACCAUUCGAGCUAACCCUGGUGGGCUUAUUGUUGGAAAUUUACAAUAUGAUUAUGAGUUCUCCUGUAUAAGUGCUAAGAAAUGAUUUUUAAAGGAGUAUAUCAAUUAUUGUUA
This is a messenger RNA of Alnus glutinosa, 1119 nucleotides long. Its product is annotated as probable glutathione S-transferase. Gene Ontology annotation, biological process: glutathione metabolic process. Lineage: Eukaryota; Viridiplantae; Streptophyta; Magnoliopsida; Fagales; Betulaceae. Gene Ontology annotation, molecular function: glutathione transferase activity. Gene Ontology annotation, cellular component: cytoplasm. The record is from RefSeq and is a predicted model, not a curated record. The transcript is spliced from 3 exons. Bases 106 to 771 code for a protein of 221 amino acids.